Hypoxylon fragiforme is the source of this 5976-nucleotide messenger RNA. RefSeq lists its product as uncharacterized. Gene Ontology annotation, cellular component: cytoplasm. The transcript has 3 exons. The coding region runs from base 1 to 5976 and encodes 1991 amino acids. Gene Ontology annotation, biological process: intracellular signal transduction. The record is from RefSeq and is a predicted model, not a curated record. Lineage: Eukaryota; Fungi; Ascomycota; Sordariomycetes; Xylariales; Hypoxylaceae. Gene Ontology annotation, molecular function: protein binding; guanyl-nucleotide exchange factor activity.
AUGCAGGAAGAGGAGGAACCCCUUGGUACGACGCUGGCAACCCAUAAUUUUGAAUCCCAGUCACGUCCGGACCCACGUUCAAAUCCAACAAGUCCAACAAGACAACAGCAUCGCUAUCACCACUAUCACCCACAACAGCCACAGCUUCAACCAAGCCCUAAUUCAGCGGCCUUUGACGCCUCAGACUACGAAGAUUACGAAUACAAUCCAAAUCUCAAUAUUAGUCACCAUUCCACACUAUUCUCGCCAGAGCUCGCAUCCUAUGCCUCGAGUAACUUUCAAGCCGCCCAUGCGAACGCGACGACUGUCGAGCCCGUGGGCGUCGUAGAUCCGGACCACUUCUAUAAGCCCUACCGUGACGUCCAUACAUCCACUCAAGGCCAGGCCUACAACGAAUUGAUGGCGUCUGCUUUGCCUGCCUCGAGGCAAGACCAGAACCUUUCCCCACGAUCGAACGGGAACGCUACGGGCCCGAAACACCCCGCCUCUUCGUCAACACGGCCCGCUCUAAAGCCAGCUUUUCGCUCUGUGUCGGCCCCUAUCGAUGAUAAGCAGCCCGGCAAUGCUGCAAAAUCAGGAUCUGCAGCCACACCCGCCUACGGGGCCCGCAGUGGUCAUCAACCCAGUGUAAAGGAUUUAAAGAGAAGAUUCGACCAAAAUGCGGCGCAGCCAAGCAAUUCCACUGCUCGCAAGGCCACCACCCCACGCAUUCCAGUUAGAGAGACAUCGUCGUCACCAAGGUAUCAUAGAGUAAGUGGCUCUUCUCCAACGAAUGGUCAAACCUCUUACAUGGCGUUGCGGUCGUCUGUGACGCGUGAUUUGGAAUCUGGAACAGGAUCAUCGUCGACAACGCGAACAACACAAAGAAAUAAAUCGGUCGCCGAGGAUCAAUUAUCCAACAAUUCACAGUCGUUUGCGAGUCGGAUAGCGAAACCUCGAGUCUCGGUUAAUUCCCAUUCUCAGGCAUCAAAGUCUUUAAGCAGCCUCUCUCCAAACGCAUCACCGACCUCAGCCGUACCAACUCUGCCAUCCCGAGGCCUUCUUUUUGGCGAGAUACCACCUGGCGAGCGGGAUAUCGGAAUGGCAGGUUAUGGAAUUGAGGGUACGCGGACAAGACGAACUUCUGAUUCCAACCUUCACAAUCCAGGUGGUCUGCGUCAGCGAAGCUUGUCACACACAGGUCGUUCAGACGUUGACCCGCCUUCACCGAGUGAUUGGUACCGUAGCGUAAAUGGAGAAUCAGCGAUUCAUGACGAUAUCGAAACGAAAAAUGUAAAUCCCGCUAGACUCCACAAACGGUCGCAUAGCGACGUUGCUGGAACUAGGCCGAGCCCAGCGCCGUCGCAAAUGCCUCGAGAUUCACGUCCCAAACUCCACAUAGAUCGGGGUCCACCGCCAACGGUUUCGAGGCUACCCGUUUCAGUUCGAAAAUUUAGUAGUCCUUCAGGUUCCUCCAGCCCUACCUCGACGCGAUCAAAUUCGCCCGCUACACGAAGACGACCUCCUAUUCAAGGGAAAUCAGCCAAGUCAACACCUGUUGCCAGAGCGAAGACCCCCAGUAGCAACUCUAGUUCCACGACGAGACGACCCAACCGCCUAGGUGCCGUAACGCCGAAUGGGAGUACGAGGCUUAACGCUUAUAUUUCAACACCUCCACCGAAACUGUCUCCCCCUUUGCGAAGUUCGCGUCCUCGCCAACCUGUGUCUUCAGCAACUACCGCGAGCUCAAGGAUGAAGGCCGUCGAAAGGGGUCGAUCACCAUCACAGUCUGAUUUACGACCCGGGGCGAGGGCUAGCGAGCAAGGACCUCGAAGGCGAAAAAUAUCGAUGGGACCAAUCGAUUUCGAAUCGCGGAGGGAGCAAAUUAAGCUGUCAUAUACGAAGUCUAUCCGGGAGAAUGAAGCCCGAGCAGCAGCUAGGAGAGCCGCUGAAGAGAAAAAGCGGAAGGCAGAAGCUGAGGCCAGGGCGAAGGCUAGGGCGAAGGCCAAGGCUGAAUCAGAAGCUGAGGCUGAGGCUGGGGUUGAGGUUGAUGCUACGAAGAUUGAACAACCAGAUGCCGACGAAGAACGCUUAGGUAGAAUCAGGGAAGAACCUUCGUUGGACACUGUUGAAAGCCCAGCGGUUCCUGAAGUACCAGCCACAGAUCAAGUGGCGUUAACGAUUUCAACAAACCUUCAACAGCCAGAACUGGAUGACCUUUCACCGAAUUCAGGAACGAUUCAGAGAGACUCAUCAACGCUUGGCGGCAUACCUGGGAGCUUUCCGGCUGCUGGAAGCUCUCAGGAUCAGGAUGAGGCCCCCCCUUCGGCCAUCUCAAACACCACCGAAUUCGAUAUCGAGCCCCAAGUAGAGCCGUCCUAUCAAGAAGUGCCCGUGCGUUUAGAUAUAGCCAGGGCAGGCGAUGAGGACAUUACCUCAGAGCCAGGAUUUUCGAAAUCCGAAUAUCGAUCUCCAUUCGAGGAUGAAUGCACCAAUGAUGAUGUUUCGAUCAAUGUCUCGUUAGAAGCUCCUGUUGAGACGGUGCUGCAACUCAUAGAAUCUACUGCGACUACAAGGGAGCUCAGUGCGAACCAGGUCAUUCCAAGCCCGUAUGAGGACGGCGAUGAUGAUGAGGAAUAUUCUCCACGGCCCCUCCCGUCUGAGCCAUACCAAACCAAGGUGACAAUUAUUGGACGUGAUUCGGACUUUUCACCCUCAAGUAGAGUAGUUGAUGAGUCAGCAAGUGCAGCCAUCUCUAACACUCGAGAUUUCAGAGACCUCAACUCUCCAUUUGAAGGCCCCAAAAUAUUUCGCCCAUUCCCCUAUAGCCGCACAACUAGUCCGAACAACGACCAAGCCGGCCCAAGUGCUGGCCUUAGCGAAAUCGAAGAGUUCUUCGUUGGCCCAAUGCUCAAGGAUGAUGUAGCAGCUAUCCCUCGAGAUUCUAGCCCUAAACCAUCGGAAGGAAAAGAUGUGGUUAGUCCCAGACGGCCAGUUACAGAAGACUCACGCUUCUCUCUAGAGUCUCGGAGGACCAUGGCCACAGCUCCUAGCCUUAAUGUGCCUAGAACUUCAAAUUCGAUGAACAGAACAAGUCAAACGACUGUUUGGACCGAUUACUCGAUCAACAGCCAGGACGCGUACUCAGACUAUGAGCUAAAAAACCGAGACCUGCAAAAUCGCGACUCAAGCUGUCAAGACAAUCAUUCUAUAUCGGACUCAAGUUCGCUAUCACAGCCAUACCAGUACGAGCUAGACUCUAAGGAAGUGCAUUGCAGUGACGAUAUACCUCCCCAAGAUCUUGAGUCAGUGCAUCAUGCCUCGCAUCAGCUCCCAGAACUCAAUACUGGGGAUGGCUUCGUGGUAGACUACGUUAACCACAAGGAUAGUUCGAUUCCAGUUUUACCCGACCACGCUCCACCGCCACCCCCAGACGCGAGUUCAUUGCGUGACGUUAUGAGCUCUGUGCCACAAAGCGAAUACUUUGAUGAGACGAGACCGAAUAGCUACCUCCAGGUUGGAAAAGAUGAUCAAAGCGUCUUCUCUGCGGAUCCUUCUAGGAGGGAGAGUGAAGAUUUUGAUCAGUCCGAAUCAGGCUCCCGUACAGUAUACCAAGGCUCACUCGAUAUUUCCGAAGGAUUACCAGCCCAUACGAUUCUCCUAGACAGUCAGCAGACACUAGCAGAAAGCGUUGACCAAAGCGAGGAGGGUACAGGUCUUUCAGCGCCGGAGAGAAAGCGACUAUUCACACGCCUUGAAACUGUCAAAGAGCUUAUUGAUACUGAAGCAUUUUUCAUCAGGGAUAUGAAUAUAGUCGAAGAAAUCUACAAAGGCACAGCCGAAGCCUGCCCCAAGUUAGACGAUAAAACUAUCAAAUUAAUAUUCCGCAACACUGACCAGAUCAUCAAAUUUCAUUCGGGCUUUUUAACCGAGCUUAAGCAAGGGGUAUCUAGCAUCUAUACUCCCAAGGGACAUCGGACUCAGAAAGAAUUAUCGAGCUUGUCUGAUGGCACUCUUUUAUCAACAGUUUCCACAACCGCUACAGGUCAUUUGAACGAUGCCAGAGAUCGACAAACGUCGAUAGGACCGAUUUUUUCCCAGAAUAUAGAGCAAAUGAAAGCGGCACAUGAGACGUUUCUCAAGAAUAGCGACUACGCGGCAAAACGACUAAUCCAGAUCCAAGAAGACCCUACUGUGAAAGUCUGGCUGAACGAAUGCAAUGAAGUUGCGAGAGACUUGACGAAGGCCUGGAAUCUCGAUUCCCUCCUUAUCAAGCCAAUGCAGAGAAUUACGAAAUACCCUACGCUCCUUGUCCAACUUCUUCAUGAAACACCUGCAGACCACCCAGAUCGUCUAUUCCUUGAAACUGCCAAGGCCAGCCUAGAAAAUGCCAUAGAAGAGAUCAACAAGACAAAGAAGAAUUUUGAGCUGGUUGGCCAGAUAGUUGGUAGAAAACGUAAAGACUCUGAUGUCAGGGCUGGCCUGGCGAGGGCGUUUGGGAAAAGGGUUGAUAAAUUACAAGCCACUCAGAGACUGGCAGAUGAUCCCGAGUAUCUCAAACUUCAUGAGAGGUUUGGCGACGAUUACCUUCGGCUACAGGUCGUGCUAAGAGAUGUUGAGUUCUAUACGAGGCAGGCUACUGAGUAUGUGCACGAAUUUCUGCGGUAUCUAUCCUCGAUGGAAUUGGUCAUGCGGCUCCAGCCCUCACCCCACCCCGAGAUCGAGAGCAAAUGGGUCCGAUUCAACGUGUCUAUGAGAGAUAUUGAAAAGGUUGCGCUAGAGCAGCAUCUCUCUCAAGUUCGGAAGCAAGUAAUUGAGCCUUUCGAGCUCGUGAUCAAAUCGUACGGUAACCCGUCGCUUGCUAUGAAAAAAAGAGCCAAACGUCGGUUAGACUACGAGAAGUCGGUUCAACUUAAAAAGAGCAGUAAAAAGGUCGACAAACAACUGUCUGAAUUUAUCGAACAGUACGAAGCUCUAAACGAAGCUUUGAAAAAGGAACUGCCGAAGCUGUCUGCGUUGACCGAGAAAGUUGGCCAAAUUUGCCUUGGAAAUUUUGUCAAUAUUCAAGCCCAGUGGUUCGCUAUAUGGAAGGAAAAGGUCAAAGCGGUACUCGAAGACCAGGAAGUUCCAGAGAUCGCCGAUAUCAUCACUUCUUUCCAGCGUGACUAUAAGUUCCAGGACGAGCAGAUUAACACAAUUGGAAUCAUAAACCCAGCGGCCAAGGGCCGUCCUUCCCAAUCAACCAGCACCGACGAGCCUUUUGCAAGAAUCCGCCCUAGACUUAACGACCUAUCACCCCGCGGCCGAGGAAUGUCUUUGAAUAGCGAUACAGCUCCUAGUUUGCCUACCCCUGAUUUCAUGAAACGCCAUAGCGGUCAAUUCACUAUCUCGCCGACUGUUGCUUCUAUGCCAAGUCCUCAUCAAUUCUAUUACCGUGAUUAUUAUGCCGGGAUCAACGCGCAAGGGCUCCCAGGGCCCAGCACGCCACAUACCCCUGAAUUGUCCAGUGCUUCUCGAUCCCUGGGUCCAGCAUCUGUGCGACCUGGGACAGGCCAGAGCUAUGAAUCGAGCGCUGCCCCAAGGCAAAGCACAGAGUCUGGCCUACAGUCAAGGCGCUAUUCCAACUCGAUGUAUCCCUCUCCGCUUCAACCACCCGACACCCAUCGCUACUCUGGCCUAUUCCAAUCUGCGCUCCCCCCCUCGGAUAGCCAGGAGCGGCUUCCUCGACCAUCCCAAGCGUCAUCUCGUGCGUCAUCUCGGGAGCGACAACCAAUUAACGGGUACAAUGUCCUCUGGCUAGCAGCUUCUCUCUUCGAAUUCAACAUUGAAACCACCAAACACGAAGCCGGAUAUCCUUAUCUAACAUACCAGGCAGGCGAGAUUUUUGACGUGAUAGCUGAGAAAGGCGAGCUUUGGCUUGCCAAAAACCAGGACGAUCCCAGCAACGUGGUUGGGUGGCUAUGGUCUAAGCAUUUUGCCAAGUUAGCGGAUGACUAG